AUGCAAAAAAAACAGUGUCCGUAUGCAUUAUAUAUAACGGACACUAGAAGUGCAUUAAUUAUAUUUUGGAUUCGUUCAAAAUUAAGUGCAUUUUUUUUCAAUAUUAUUUAUUCAUACGAAGAUUAUUUAUCAUUUAUUUUGAGCUGGGAUCCUGAAUGGCUAAACGAAGCAGCGCUUCAAACAGGAUGUUUAUACAAAAACUGUUCUACAUUAACACCAACACCAGUCAAAGAGCGGUAUCUGUCGUUUUCUGAAUAUCAACAAGCAACUGUACCAUGGUUGUUAGAAGUAGAAGAAACAUGGGAAAAUGUAUGUAGGGAAACAUUCUUCAAUACUAGACACCUUUUCAAACUUCCCCUUACAAGCUCACGUGAUCAAAUUGCAACACGGUCUGGUCCGGCCCGUAAACAAGAUUCAAAAACGCAGGCCCUGCCCGGUCCGCGGGGACCCGUUCAGGCAUCCCUCAUAUCUAAUUUACGACGUUUUCAUGCACUGUCAGAAUUGAAUAACUGCCUGUUGUUUCAAUAUUUGCUGGAUCCAAAACUGACCGAUGGAAUGUUUCAUUUCACAAAAACAAUAUUUCAAACUAUAUACAAUAAAUCACAGCAGCGUGUCAUCGAAGAGGCUGUUUCAAUGGUAUGUGAUGGAAAGAAGGAUGAACCGAAAGUAUACAUGAUUCAAGGACCACCAGGCACAGACGGAUUAAAAGCUAGACGUGUCGGUCGCGACGAAGCUCUUUGUAUGGAAGAAGAUCUCAAUCGUGUAACACUUGAAUAUUUGACCGAACAACAGUUAGAGAAAGAAAUUAAUCUUUGUCAGAGUAAUCAAAAUUUGGACAACGAUAUACUAAGAGUAUCAGAGGAAAAACAACAAAUUCAAGAUGAAAUUAAAGUAGAAGAACGACCUUCCCAAGUUCAGGUUUCGUUCCGUGACACGACAUUACCGCGAACGACAUUACCGCGAGACAAUACAGCGAACGACAAUACAGCGAACGACAAUACCGCGAAAUAA
Molecule: messenger RNA, 1011 nt
Organism: Didymodactylos carnosus
Lineage: Eukaryota; Metazoa; Rotifera; Eurotatoria; Philodinida; Philodinidae
Source: the annotation of a GenBank genome assembly